Chelonoidis abingdonii (Abingdon island giant tortoise) is the source of this 1692-nucleotide messenger RNA. It is a transcript of the gene JDP2, whose product is annotated as Jun dimerization protein 2. Gene Ontology annotation, cellular component: nucleus. Gene Ontology annotation, biological process: regulation of transcription by RNA polymerase II. Lineage: Eukaryota; Metazoa; Chordata; Testudines; Testudinidae. The record is from RefSeq and is a predicted model, not a curated record. Gene Ontology annotation, molecular function: RNA polymerase II cis-regulatory region sequence-specific DNA binding; DNA-binding transcription factor activity, RNA polymerase II-specific.
CUGUGGUGGCGGUGGCUGCUGGCCAGGCGCCCCGGGGGCGGCAGCUGCUCCGGCUCCUCCCGGGACCAGACUCGGCAGGACGGGCCUGGGGACAGGGGCAGAGCACCAGAGCCAGGCGGCAGCAGAGGGGCUGAGGGUGCAGCCUGUCUCCGGCUCCUGCAGCCGGGCCCCGGGGGCACCUCGGCCGCCUUCUCCCUCUGCACGAGCGAGGAGCUGCUUGCCCUGCUAUGAUGCCAGGGCAGAUUCCGGAUCCAUCCCUGACAGCUGGCGCUCUACCUGGGCUUGGCCCCUUGACAGGACUCCCGGGCACCACCCUGAUGGUGGAAGAGCUGAAGUACGCUGACAUCCGCAACAUUGGGGCUAUGAUCUCGCCACUGCAUUUCUUGGAGGUGAAACUUGGGAAAAGACCCCAGCCUGUGAAAAGUGAGCUGGAUGAGGAAGAGGAGAGGAGGAAAAGGCGCCGUGAGAAAAACAAAGUAGCAGCAGCUCGAUGUCGUAACAAGAAGAAGGAGAGGACAGAGUUCCUGCAGCGGGAGUCCGAGCGUCUGGAGCUCAUGAAUGCCGAGCUGAAAGCCCAGAUAGAGGAGCUGAAGCAGGAGAGGCAGCAGCUGAUUCUAAUGCUGAACAGACACCGUCCCACUUGCAUUGUGCGGACAGAUAGCAUCAAGACACCGGAGAGUGAAGCCAACCCACUGCUUGAACAACUAGAGAAAAAGUAAAGGUGGCACCGGCCAGGACAAGGAGGAGACAACAAAUUGGGGUCUCCAAAAAGUUGCCUAUGUACUGUAUGAAGAACUGUGCACCGAGGCCUUGUCCAGCCAGAACCCAGUGGGCUUUCUUGGGGAUUACAGGCCAACCAAACAAGGGGAAGGAGAACAUCAGGAAGAUGCCAUUCAUCCCACUCUGAGGCUGAAGCUGGGAUAGGUCUAGCAGCUGUGGUGAGGGCAAUACCUCUUCAUGGCCCUUCAGCCUGCUCACCAACCCCAGGGAUGAAGCAAUCAGCCCGCUGCAGGGCAUCCUGGAGCUGGAUCACAUUGAGAUACAGGGAGGGGAAGUUGCAUCUUCCUCUCUUCCCAAACCUACUGGUAUGCACCUAGCUGGGAGUGGAGGCUUGACCCAGGAGAAAUGAACAUGUGUGGGAGAUGGAUGGCAGGCAAAGACAUGCUGGCUGUAUCUCCCAGGUCUGUCCUAUCUCCAUCCCUCUGGAUCCUGCCACUGCUCCUUGCACACACUCCGGAAUGGAAUCCGAAACAAAGAAUUACGAACACUUGACACAAGCCCUGCCUUGCGGCUGGGCCUGUCCAUGGCACUGUGGCGCAGGCGCCCCACAAGCACACUCAGUAUAAUGUUUACAGCCCAGCUGUCCCUGUCAGCCGUGCUUUUGAAUGCACAUUUUUACACUUUUUUAUAUUUUUUACAAAGUUUUUAUACAGCUGUCUCUAUAUGGAUUUAUAUAAUCACUAGACGUGAUCCCAUAGAAAUGUAUGUUAUAAUGGUCCGUUUGUUACAAAUGCAUAUGCCACAGUUAUCUCAUUGUGUUACUUGUUAGGUGGUGUCUGGCUCCUUUCUCCUCGGCAUGCUGGGAAAGGGGCCCAUGCAGCCCUCCACACUGGCUCCGCUACCAUCUCCAUCCAUGUACGUUCUUCGUAAUACACAGUCCUGUAUCUCUCAGUAAAUGUUACUUUGACUUAU